Diachasmimorpha longicaudata is the source of this 2791-nucleotide messenger RNA. RefSeq names its product Succinate dehydrogenase, subunit A (flavoprotein) (gene SdhA). The coding region runs from base 86 to 2062 and encodes 658 amino acids. Gene Ontology annotation, biological process: tricarboxylic acid cycle; mitochondrial electron transport, succinate to ubiquinone. Lineage: Eukaryota; Metazoa; Arthropoda; Insecta; Hymenoptera; Braconidae. The transcript is spliced from 3 exons. The record is from RefSeq and is a predicted model, not a curated record. Gene Ontology annotation, molecular function: electron transfer activity; flavin adenine dinucleotide binding; succinate dehydrogenase (quinone) activity.
AAUCCGUUGAAUCCCCUGCUGGUAAAUUCAAUACCACGGGAGGUGGUGCUUGUGAUUGACCAACGACAACACCAAACGUACCAGGAUGAGUGGAAUACUCAAGAUAUCGUGUCUACUUGCUAGACAACCGGCUCGAACAGUGAAUAAGCUGGGCAUAUCGGUAGCCACGAAUCGCAAGUUCCACUGGACUCAGGAUGGAAAAUUUGCGAGUGUUUCGAGUGGAAUAUCAAAGGAAUAUCCAGUGGUCGAUCAUACGUAUGAUGCCGUUGUCGUUGGUGCUGGUGGUGCUGGGUUGCGUGCAGCCUAUGGGCUCGUCGCUGAGGGCUUCAAAACAGCUGUUAUCACCAAGCUCUUUCCAACAAGGUCGCACACUGUUGCUGCCCAGGGUGGGAUAAAUGCUGCACUUGGGAAUAUGGAGGAGGACAAUUGGCAGUGGCACAUGUACGAUACGGUCAAGGGUUCAGACUGGCUUGGAGAUCAGGAUGCCAUUCACUACAUGACUAGGGAGGCACCCAAGGCAGUAAUCGAGUUGGAGAACUGCGGAAUGCCUUUCAGUCGUACUUCAGAUGGUAAAAUAUAUCAGCGGGCAUUCGGCGGUCAAUCCUUGAAAUUUGGUAAGGGUGGUCAGGCCCACAGAUGUUGCUGUGUGGCAGACAGAACAGGUCACUCACUCCUGCACACGCUGUACGGUCAAUCUCUGAGCUACGACUGCAACUACUUCGUCGAGUACUUUGCCCUGGACCUCCUCAUGGAAGAGGGUGAAUGUCGUGGGGUAAUAGCCCUGUGCCUCGAGGACGGUUCGAUUCACCGCUUCAAAGCCAAGAACACAGUCCUGGCAACUGGUGGCUACGGUCGUGCCUACUUUUCCUGCACCUCCGCGCACACCUGCACCGGUGAUGGCACAGCAAUGGUGACACGAGCAGGUCUGCCUAACCAGGAUCUGGAAUUUAUUCAGUUCCAUCCAACGGGCAUCUACGGGGCUGGCUGCCUGAUCACGGAGGGGAGUCGAGGGGAGGGAGGAUACCUGGUGAACAGCGAGGGGGAGCGUUUCAUGGAGCGUUAUGCACCAGUAGCGAAGGAUCUGGCAUCACGAGAUGUCGUCUCCAGGUCCAUGACCAUUGAAAUACGAGAGGGACGAGGAGUUGGCCCGGAGAAAGAUCACAUUUACCUUCAACUCCAUCAUCUACCACCGGAGCAAUUGGCAGCCAGACUUCCCGGCAUCUCCGAGACUGCCAUGAUCUUCGCUGGGGUCGAUGUCACCAGGGAACCGAUUCCAGUAUUGCCUACGGUACACUACAAUAUGGGGGGAGUGCCAACUAACUACAAGGGACAAGUACUGACAACGAAGAAUGGAGAGGAUUCAGUAGUCAGGGGACUCUAUGCCUGUGGUGAGGCUGCUAGUGCAUCGGUUCACGGUGCCAAUCGACUCGGUGCCAAUUCUCUCCUAGAUUUGGUUGUUUUUGGACGUGCGUGCGCCAAAACCAUCGCUGCGGAGAACAAACCGGGGGAAAAAAUUGGAAAUCUUAGCACUCAUGCGGGCGAAGCGUCUGUCGCUAAUUUGGAUAAAAUCAGGCACGCCAAUGGGUCCAUCUCCACGGCUGAGUUAAGACUGAAUAUGCAGAAGACGAUGCAGACACAUGCUGCUGUGUUCAGGGAGGAGGCGACCCUCCAGGAAGGCUGUCGAAAGAUGUCUGAUCUUUUCAAGAAGCAGAAGGACGUCAAAGUCAGCGAUCGAUCGCUCGUGUGGAAUUCGGAUCUCAUUGAGACUCUGGAACUGCAGAAUUUGAUGCUGAAUGCUAUGCAGACGAUAUUUUCGGCGGAAAAUAGGAAGGAGAGUCGUGGAGCUCAUGCCAGGGAGGAUUUUAAGACUAGAGUCGAUGAGUACGAUUAUAGCAAGCCAAUUGACGGUCAACAGGCCAAACCCAUGGAUCAGCACUGGAGGAAGCACACGCUGACGACGAUGGACAACGAAAAGGUGUUGAUCAACUACAGACCGGUGAUAGAUCAGACACUGGAUGCUCAGGAAUGUUCGACGGUUCCUCCAGCGAUUCGCUCGUAUUAAAAAAAUGAAAAUAGUCAGGGAGAUCUUAUUUUCACAUUUUUCACUGUAGAUAAAAUGAAAAGCAACUCAUUUCCCCUUCCUCGAGACGAUCGAGGUGUUGAAUGCCAAAUGGUCCCCACUCUCACAUCAAAGCACAUUUUUCUUUCCUCGUGAAUACAUAGUCAGUUUUUUUUUUAAUUAAAGCUAUUUGUCGUCAGUUAAUCCGGUGUUUUUUUCAUUGACGAAUACACUCGAUGUAUUGUGAGACAACUGAUGCUGAGAUUAGUCAUGCCAACGAUCUCGUAAAAUAUUUCUUAGUAUUCGUAAGAGAGCAUUGAAGGAUUUUCACUCUCUUGUUUGUACUUACCACAACAGCGUAGCUAAAGCCAUUAAGUUAUUCAGAUUCCGACGAGGAAUGGGGAGAAAAUUUACUAGUAAUUUAAUAAAUAGAAAUUUUGAGGUUUCAUUAGUCGAGUCUCGAGAUAUUUAUGAAGAUGAUAUUGCUACUGCGUUGUCUGAAUUGUUACUAAUACGACUGAGAGUGUUUUUUGGGCCCUGAAGCAUGGAUUUGAGUGGAUAUAGAACGCAAAUUGGAGCUGACUGAUAUUAAUUUGAAAAUUGAUUAAAAAUUAGUGUUGGAUUGUCAUUGACUCGCCGAAUUAUUGGAGAAAUGGCGAGAGUGAUCGAACGUCUGUAAGUGUAAAUAUUACAAACAAAUUAAUUGUCAAUAAAGGACAUUGAUACAGCUUU